AUGCUGGUGAAAAUUGUGCUAGUUGUAUUGCUCACGCUGGCGUUAGUAUUUGAAUGUUUUAGCACGAUAUCAGUGCCAAUUACAAUCGGUUUGUAUAUCUCUGAAUAUAACGGGUAUCGGUUCGGAGUUUUCGGAUGGUGUAAGGUGGAUAGAUCUGUUUGCUCACCCAUUAGGAUAGGGUAUUCAAAGGAUGACAUUCUUUUGUUUAACGAACAAGAAUAUCUGCAUCUGCCGAACCAUGCGAAAUAUGCAUUAUCAAAUUUACUAUUGGUUCACGUUUUGGCAUUUGUAUGCGUAACUAUCCUUUGGGUAUUUGGAAUGUUGACAUGUUUCCGUUGCAUAAAGACGUCGAGACGAAUGUUGAUCAUAGCUGUGCUAUGGUCUAUGCUUACAUUUAUGGUCACGCUUCUAGGAUUUUUGAUAGACAUCUUGAUCUUCUCAUCACAUGUCACAUGGUGUACCUGGUUAACGCUAGCCAGCGCAUUUUUCACUGUCCUAAGCGGUACAGUACUAUGCGUGAUGAGACGUAACCUCACAUACGAUAAAUUUCUCGAAUCUAAACCGGAAAAACACGGUGUUUAUGUCCCUUUAUGCCGCCUAAAUGACGUUGAAGAGCUGGAAAUACCCUGGUGUAAUACUAUGAAUCAUCAAGCACUUACAGCGCCAACACCGAUGUAG
This is a messenger RNA of Kluyveromyces lactis, 678 nucleotides long. Its product is annotated as SUR7/PalI family protein. Bases 1 to 678 code for a protein of 225 amino acids. The record is from RefSeq and is a predicted model, not a curated record. Gene Ontology annotation, cellular component: growing cell tip; cell division site; plasma membrane. The transcript has a single exon. NCBI's taxonomy places the organism in Eukaryota, Fungi, Ascomycota, Saccharomycetes, Saccharomycetales, Saccharomycetaceae.